This is a messenger RNA of Pezoporus flaviventris, 1322 nucleotides long. RefSeq names its product dual specificity phosphatase 29 (gene DUSP29). NCBI's taxonomy places the organism in Eukaryota, Metazoa, Chordata, Aves, Psittaciformes, Psittacidae. The record is from RefSeq and is a predicted model, not a curated record. Bases 297 to 950 code for a protein of 217 amino acids. Gene Ontology annotation, cellular component: cytoplasm. Gene Ontology annotation, molecular function: protein tyrosine/serine/threonine phosphatase activity; MAP kinase phosphatase activity. The transcript has 5 exons. Gene Ontology annotation, biological process: protein dephosphorylation; negative regulation of MAPK cascade.
UUUUACCAGCAGAUGUAAAGAUCGCCCUUUGGAGUGGGUAGUACUCAAGGUCAGAGGCAGCAAAUCCUCCUCUAAAAAUAGACUCCAGUGGCAAAGUUGGUAAGAUUUCUUUUGUCGUUCUGCCACACUUAACGGGACCCAGCUACCCAGAGCACCCACCUAAGGUUACAGUGCAAACACUGCUCUCCAGAGAGCAUGUGCAUUGGCUUCUGCAAGGAGAACUUUCCAGUUUAUAAACCAGACCUCUGCUUAGUCAUACUCAAAAAGAUUUCUUGCACGACCGAAAGCACUACUCCAUGGACAAGAUGUCAUCAGAAGGUUUGAAUGCUGGGAAGAAAAACGCAUACAAAGCAAUGAAAGUAGAGCCUGAUGAGGAUUACUCCACCCCAGGUGCAUUUGAAUUGGAGCGACUCUUCUGGAAAGGAUGCCCACAGUACACUCAUGUCAAUGAAGUCUGGCCCAAUCUCUACAUAGGAGAUGAGAAAACUGCACUAGAUCGCUACAGCCUUCAGAAGGCAGGCUUCACCCAUAUCCUCAAUGCGGCCCAUGGUCAGCGAAACGUGGACACAGGACCAGAAUAUUAUCAUGACAUGGCUGUGGAGUACCAUGGAGUGGAAGCAGAUGAUCUCCCCACUUUCAAGCUCAGCCAGUUCUUUUAUUCAGCUUCUAAAUUCAUUGAUAAUGCGCUUCAGGAUGAAAGAAACAAGGUUCUGGUCCACUGCGCUAUGGGUCGCAGCCGGUCAGCUACACUGGUAUUGGCUUACCUGAUGAUUUACAAGAACAUGACAGUAGUGGAUGCCAUUGAGCAAGUGUCAAGACACCGAUGCAUUCUGCCAAACCGGGGUUUCUUGAAGCAGCUGAGAGAACUGGACAUAGCGUUGACACUGCAGAGGAGGAACACCAAAAACAGCCUACCAUCUGAUGAUGAUGAGAACAGCACCACGACCUAGUAUUGCUGCUGGCAGGGUUGUGCUGGAAAAGAAACUCCAUAAAAAUUAACUGUAGUUAAUUACAGUCACAAGAACCAUUUGCUAUUUGGAAGGAAAACCAAAGUAAUUUCAAAUACUGUCAGGAUAAGAAAGAGAAGCCAAAUUUUAAACCUAUUUUUUUUAGAAAGUUUACGCCUUAGAAGAAUUCUUUUGUUACAUCAACAAAUAAAUUUUACCCUCGGUAAAAAAGUUUUCGCAGCACAAAAGCAGCACAACUUCAAAAAGACUCUCUUCUAGCUGAGUACUCCCCAAAUCCUAGUCCUAACUUAAGCACAUGGUCUUUAAAAGCAUGGAGCAAGUCACGUCUGAAGAAAUUUUGCAGGAAAUACACCA